Oryzias melastigma (Indian medaka) is the source of this 4169-nucleotide messenger RNA. RefSeq names its product calpain-15. NCBI's taxonomy places the organism in Eukaryota, Metazoa, Chordata, Actinopteri, Beloniformes, Adrianichthyidae. Bases 334 to 3324 code for a protein of 996 amino acids. Gene Ontology annotation, molecular function: calcium-dependent cysteine-type endopeptidase activity. Gene Ontology annotation, cellular component: cytoplasm. Gene Ontology annotation, biological process: proteolysis. The record is from RefSeq and is a predicted model, not a curated record. The transcript is spliced from 12 exons.
CUGCAGUGGGUCUUUAAUUAAGGAGAACGGAAGUGAAGGUUUGUCUCUGUCAACUCUCUGAUCUCCGUUUGAGGUUCACAAGAAAGAAUUUAUUUAUUUAUUUAAACACUUUUCGAACUGCAGCAGAGAUUUUAUUUUGAAGUCCCGGACAGGAAGUGAUGCUGCCCGCACGCCCGCAGCCUCGCGGCUCAGCUGUGGUCCUCUGUGCUCGUGCACGGAUGCAUCAUGACAGCGUGCACGGACACCUCCGACUGCCGGGACGGACGCCCUCCUGCCCGCCGCGCGAGCCGUCCUCCGCGCGCUCAGAUCCCUGCCAUAUGAGCCCGCUGCAUUAUGGGAAGCUCUUCGUCUUCCUCCUUCCUGGUUGACGAGACCGACAGUGAUGGUCCUCCAAGGGGUGGGGCUCUGCCCCCCUCCCCCAACACGGGGUGUCUGAGGAGUAGCCAGAGCUCCUUCAUCCCACGACAGAUCGCUGGACGACAUCGAGAACGCAGUUUCUCCUCCGGUUCCAUGCCGGCGCUCCAGACCCAGUGGACCUGUGGCUGCUGUACUUUCCUGAACUCGGCGGGCGCCCCCCGCUGCUCCAUCUGUGAAGCCCCCCGGCGAGGAUCCGUUCCCCGCUGGCUGAGACCCGGCACCAGCAGACCCGGUUCUGGAUGGUCCUGCCCCCGCUGCACGUUGACCAACUCCCCCAGGAGCCUCACGUGCUCGCUGUGCAGCUACUGCAAACCUCCGGACCCCCCCGGCGACCAGCCCCGCCCCCAGCGCUCCAGCAGCUGCUCUGGCCUGCUGAGGGCGCCGUCAGGCGAACGGAACCAGACGAAGGCGGAGAAAAGCAGCCGGUCCUGGGACUGCCUGCGCUGCACCCUGCAGAACACCCCCACCUCCAUGUCCUGCUCCGCCUGUGGGGGCCCCCGCAAACUCUCCCUGCCCCAGAUCCCGGCAGAGGCGCUGCUCAUGCCGGCAGUGUGCAGCCAGCAGGACGGGGCGGCGGGGGCGCUCUCCCUCUCCAUGCGGGGGGACAGUUCCCCGCUGGAAGCUUCACAUCCAAACACGGGUUCCCCCCCAGGCACCAACAACCCGGUCCCCUGCAGCCGCAGAGAGGUCCCCCCCCCAGAAACCGGCCCGAGGCUCAGACCGACGUCUCCUCAACCUCCAACGGCCCCGCAGCCCCCCCCACAGGCCGACCUGCUCAACACCCGGAGGCUCAGCGUCCUCAAAGAGGAGGCGUGUCCUUCGCCGUCUGCAUCAGACCCCCACCCUGCAGACGUCUGCGAGUGGUCCUGUCCGGCGUGCACCCUCAUCAACCAGGUCACGGCCAAACACUGCCUGGCGUGCCACACCCCCCAGCAGCUGAGAGCGGCGGCGUCCUCGGCGAGGCAGGAGAGCCGGCUGGUGGAGGCGCUGCGGCAGAGCGACGAGGGCGCGGCGCGGGGCCUGUGGGAGGACAUCGUCCGCUUCUGCAGACAGAACUCGGUGGUGUUUGUGGACGACAGUUUCCCUCCGAACUCCAAGUCUGUGGGCUUCCCGCCGGACGACGGCGUCCAGCAGCGCGUCAAGAAGUGGCUCCGACCUCAAGAGAUCAGCUGCUGCGGCUUCAGGGACCGCGGGCUCAGGUGGUCAGUCUUCCACACGGUGAGGCCGUCUGACAUCCUGCAAGGGCUUCUGGGUAACUGCUGGUUCCUGAGCGCCCUGGCGGUUCUAGCCGAGCGGCCGGAGCUGGUGGAGAGGGUGAUGGUGACCCGUUCGCUGUGUCCGGAGGGGGCGUACCAGGUCCGCCUCUGCAAGGACGGCUCCUGGACCACGGUGCUGGUGGACGACAUGCUGCCGUGUGACGAGAGCGGACACCUCCUCUUCUCCCAGGCCCAGCGGAAGCAGCUCUGGGUGGCUCUGAUAGAGAAAGCUCUGGCCAAGCUCCACGGAUCGUACUUCUCCUUGCAGGCGGGCCGCGCCAUCGAGGGCCUCUCCACGCUGACGGGGGCGCCCUGUGAGUCUCUGGCCCUCCAGGUCAGCGCCACCAACCCCAAAGAGGACCCCAUCGAUACGGACCUGAUCUGGGCCAAAAUGCUGAGCUCCAAGGAGGCGGGGUUCCUGAUGGGGGCGUCCUGCGGCGGAGGCAACAUGAGGGUGGACGACAGCGAGUACGAGUCUCUGGGUCUGCGACCGCGACACGCCUACUCCGUCUUGGACGUGCAGGACAUCGAAGGGCACAGGCUGGUGCAGCUCAGGAACCCGUGGGGCCGGUUCUCGUGGACCGGAGCUUGGGCAGAUGACUGGCCCGACUGGCCUCCACACCUGAAGAGGGCGCUGUGCACCAACCGGGGCGAGGACGGCCUGUUCUGGAUGGACUUUGAGGAUUUCACCAGGUUCUUUGACUCGGUGGAUAUCUGUAAGAUCCAUCCGGACUGGCAGGAGGUUCGUGUUCCGGGCCUUUUCCCUUGUGGAGCUGACGGUCCGGUGUCGGUUCUGGCCGUGACGGUUCUGGAGAGGACGGCGGUGGAGCUGGCCCUGUUCCAGCGAGGCAGCAGGCGCUGGGACACGGCGGAGAGCCACCUCCUGGACCUGUGCGUGCUGGUGUUCCGGGUGGCGUACGACGGCUGCGGCGCGCUGACGCUCGGCCGCCUGCUGGCGCACAGCCGGCGCUCGGUGAGGAGGUUCGUGGGCUGCGACGUCAUGCUGGAACCGGGGGAGUAUGGCGUGCUCUGCCUCGCCUUCAACCACUGGCAGAGCCUGGGCGGCGCCAGCGCUGGUGAGAGCUCCGCCCACACUCCGUUUCCUGCUGGUGGAACUAACCAACACCUGACAGCUCCUCCCCUUCCUGUUUCAGCGAGCAGGUCGGAGGCGCCGGGUUUCACGCUGGCGGUCUACAGCUCCAGACUGCUGAUGGUGGGGCGGGUCUCCGCCCCCAGCACCGCCAUGGCCGACGCCAUCAUGCAGCUGGCCGAGACCAAAGGAGAGCGGCACGAGGGUCGAGAGGGGAUGACCUGCUACUACCUGACGCACGGGUGGGCGGGGCUUAUCGUGAUGGUGGAAAACAGGCACCCCCGGCACCACCUGCACGUGUCCUGCGACUGCAGCGAGAGCUUCAACGUGGUGUCGACGCGCGGCAGCCUGAAGACGGUGGACAGCAUCCCCCCCCUGCACAGGCAGGUGCUGGUGGUUCUGUCUCAGCUGGAGGGAAACGCCGGCUUCUCCAUCACCCACCGGCUGGCUCACCGGAAGGCCGUCCAACCGUCUCUGGGGAACUGGAGUCCCUCCAAGGCGACCCACAGUCCCGCCCUGAACCCCGAGACCGCAGGUCUGCAUCAGCCCAGACCCUUAUGAAGUCCAGAGCUCCACAGAACCGGACCGGAGGAGCUUUGGAGCUCCGUCUGCAGCUGGACGGCUUCAGCAGCUGAGGCGAGCAGGAACACGCCGACGCGGAAACGAAACGGCGGGAAGCUGAGGAGGCGAUGAGGAUGAGGAGGAAGAGUUCUCACGGGAAACCGAAACCCCUAAAGAGUUUCUGCAAAGAUUCUGACUCAGCUUCAGUGUUGGAGAAUGUUUGUUUGUUUCAGAGCUCCUUUGAGGCUCCGCCUCCAUCUUGGCCAUUUCUCUGAUCUUCAUCUUCAUCACGUUCUCUACUGAGACGACAACGGAGUGUAAAACACACAAAGACAAACGACUUUUAAUAAAAAAGAAACAUUUUUUUAAAGUAUGAAGAAAAAACUUUAACAUUUAAAAUAAUUUAAAAUGAUGAUAAAUCAAAAUAAACUGAAAUUCAGCCAUAAAUAAAUAAACACAUUAAAGUGAAAUGAUUUAAAAAGACAGUCAGGAACGUUUGAAGCUGACGUGUCGACUGAAUAUCAAAUUAACAGUUUUUUAUUAAAACAUUUUUGGAAUUUUAAGAUCAAAAAAAUGUCAAAACUCUUCACAGCUGCAGGUUUAGUUUCCUUCAGCAUGUUUCUGGUUUUGCUGUGAACUUCAGGCUGUAGAUCCGGUUCAGGUCUUCAUAGAAGUGGAUUCAGGUUUUCUUUAAGCUUCAUGACUCAAACCAAACGGAUUUAGACGUAAAACCAGAAACGUUUCACACUCACACAACAUUUACACAACAGAUACACAACCGAUACACAACCGAUACACAACCGAUACACAACCGAUACACAACCGAUACACAACAGAUACACAAC